Messenger RNA from Spinacia oleracea (spinach), 3952 nucleotides. RefSeq lists its product as uncharacterized. Gene Ontology annotation, molecular function: nucleic acid binding; zinc ion binding. Lineage: Eukaryota; Viridiplantae; Streptophyta; Magnoliopsida; Caryophyllales; Amaranthaceae. Bases 2700 to 3578 code for a protein of 292 amino acids. The record is from RefSeq and is a predicted model, not a curated record. The transcript has 5 exons.
CCAAACGGAGCCUAAAUGUAAAACCUUAAAGGACAAUAUUUCUUGACAAAUGUCAUAAGCAACUCACCCAUUUGAGCUUACUCAUCAAUUGUAGACUACCCGGUUUCUUCUUCCCCUCAUGUAAUUUCCAUGGUAUUGAUUUAGAGGUUUUGCCAAAACCAUUAAAGUUUAGCUCAUCCCUUACGUUUCUCGUCACCUAUAAUCCCUUAUAAAUACCCAAGUAUGCUGCCAUCAUUCUCCAUAUCAAGCAAGAACACACAUGUAAUUAGCUAUGAAAAUCCUCCAAAAUACCCUCUGUUUCUAUGCACCACCACCAUCGUAGCUGCCUCUACCUUCAUACAGCCACCAAAACACCACUCUAGUAAUUAACCUUCUCUCACCCCCUAACCACCAUGUAUGACUUCUAACCAAAAACAACAAGCUUGUAGCAUUUCGUUACCAAAACCGAAACCCGAAAUUAGUCCCUCUUUCUCCCUGCUCCUCUGUGGUAUGAACCACCGAACCUCCACCACCUUCUGCCUCCACCGUCACCAACAUCACAAUCUACUCUCUAAGCACUAACGACCCACAAGCCCGACGAAAAUACCGAUCUAGGGAUUUCUUCUCAACUCCUCUAGAGAAUUUCGGUCCGAUGGAGCCUUCGGCUGCCCUUCCGUCUCAUUUAGAGGGGGAAUUCAGGCCGAACCACUUCUAUUCUCGGAGCUGAGGUAUAUGAAGAAUUUUUAGUCCCUUUCGUUCAGUGGUUAGGACAUCGUCUUUUCAUGUCGACGACACGGGUUCGAUCCUCGUAAGGGAUAGGUACUCAUUAUCGGCCCAUUCCCAGAUUCUAUUUCAUAGAUAGAAAGAAAGGAGAGCUCAGAUAGAGCUGCAGUUCCAGGUUCUGAGGGUCAAAAAGCCAAAAAGUAAUAAGUAUAAAUUGUAGUAUCUCGAAACCGCACCCGAACUCAUGAUCAAGAUGUACCCCUCCUCUAUCCUCGCUGCUGUCACGGUUCAGAACCACCACCUCACCGGAGGCACCUUGAUACCUCCGUGAAACUCCGACCACCCAACCUCGGCGAGUACCACCUACUGCCACCCAUGUGCCGCUGCCACCUCACGCAAAUGCCACUUCACUGUUCUUCUCUUUUUCGUGUAGACAAAAGUUGAGUGUUUAAAUGUGUAAACCAAUUACCAACUAGAGUAAUAUUGUAUAGUACGUGGGUCACCAAAUUCCUAAGAUAAAGUCAACCUUCCUAUUAUCCUCUAAAUUUGGGAUAAUCGAUUUUUGGAGCUCAGGAAGAACGGUCCAUCGAACAGGAAGUAUAAACUACGGUUGAGGUACGAAGAAGAUCAUGGGAUGAAGGAAAUAGUGCCCUUGGUCCAAGUAUGCAUAUAAUAUUAAGUCUAAUAAAUGCGGUUCAGUAUUAAUUAACAAGUUAAUAAUUCAGUGAGAUCAAGUGAGCUGAAUGCCUAGCUAGAGGCCGCUUCAGUUCAAGUGGAAUUAAUGAUAUUAAUCCACAGCUUACUCUUGACGGAACCCGUAGGGUCACACAAAUAGUACGUAAACGGAUCAAGUAUUUAAUGGCAUCGCCAACUGGCGUUACCUGCGCGUUCGUGUCUCUCAGUGUGGUCAGCACUGGGUGUUUUAAAUACUCCAUCUAUGGAUAUUCGGAAUCGACGGAUCUUGGUUUCAGUGGGAGCUGAGAUCGUCACAAGCAAGAAAUGAAUACUCCGGAAACGAUGAUAUUACCGGAAACGGAAAUAUGGAUCGUAUCGGAAAUAUAAAUAUAUUAUCCAAGUCGUAGAUGUUGCCGGAAACGGAAACAUGGUACGUAUCGGAAAAUAUUAAUGGAAAUGGAAAUAUUGCCGGAAUCGGAAAUAUUGCCGGAAACGGAAAUAUUGUCUGAAUCGGAAAUAUUAUCGGAAUCGGAAAAUAAUUCCGGAAACGGAAAUAUUAAAUAUUUUUUCGAAACGGAAAUUAAUUCCGGAAUCGGAAAUAUUAAAUAUUGUUCGUAUCGGAAAUGAAUUCCGGAAUCGGGAAUUUAAUCGGAAGCGUAUCGUACGAAUUAGCAUCGGACGAGGCCUGCCAGACGAAGGCCCAGCACGAAGCCGGGCCAUCGCCCAGCAAGCCAGCGCGCCACAACGCACCAGCCAAGGUUGCGCCAGGCCCACCGCAAGGCAGGCCCAGCGCGCGCCAAGGCUGCGGCAGCGUGUGGGCCUCGUGGCAAUGGGCUGCGAGUGCUCGCGGGCUGCGCGCGCGCGCAUGGCGCCCCUCGUGGGCUGCUGUGCGUGCGUGUGUGUGUUUGUGUUCAUAUACGAAUCCUAAAGCUAUCAGGAUUUGAUAUAUGAUUGAAUUCCUAAUCCUAAAAGGAUAAAUUAAUUAAAUAAGAGUUCUACUAGGAUUCUAGUUUAAUUAAUUCGUAUCCUAGUAGGAUUCCAGUUCCUUUUCCAUACCUCUAUAAAUAGGUGCCUAGGGUCAUAAUUUAUAGAGACAAUUGAAGUAUUCUAAAGGUAAGAUUUUGAAGAAAAAUCAGCCAUACACUUGCACCUAAUAGCCGAAAUUCCUAAGCUACCUUAAGGGCGAUUCUAGUUGGUCAAGCUUAAGGCGGAUCCGGACGUGCUGUGGACUAUCUACGGAGGGACGACACUUGGAGUCCUAAAGACUUGUUCUUGUUCGGUUCGGGCGCAGCUAGGGAGGGCACGCAACAAAGUUUUUAACUAUGGAAAACAACAAUCAAAACAUCAUCAUGGGUUCUGAGCUUAUGGUCAAGCUGAACCUAGCAAAUUUUCUUGAAUGGGAAGCUAAGCUAGUUGAAAUAGUCAGACUCAAUGGACUUGAGUAUGUACUGUUACAUCCCAUGCCAAGCUACUAUGCCAGAGACAUGACCCCUGAAAGAUUUUCCGCCUGGGAUGCGGAUCUCAAAAAGGUUAUGAGUCUCAUGCUGAACAAUAUCCCUGAUGAAUGGGCUAGAAGGUUUGUAGCUUAUGAACCUUUUACGCUCAUCAAGAAUCUGAGGGAUAUCUGUCGUGGAAGCACGGAGGACAGGGACCUGAACGUCCAUGAGUUGAUUGAAUCAAUGUCUGGUCGAAAGGUUAGUUCUCCCAACAGGUGUUAUAGGAUGGAAGUCCAAGAAACACAUGUUCAGCUCCUUCGCACUAAACAAAGGGUAGGCGUCCCACUAAGGUUCCAUGUGGAUCUUAUGCUUUCAUAUUUUGAUCGCCUUAGUCUGCUAGGAACACCAAUAAGCGAAAGGAUGGCAGUCUCUAUCUUGCUCAAUUCACUGCACAGUGGGUUUGGUCGCUUCAGGCAACUAUACCUAAGUGAACCAAGAGAAGAAACAGUUGCAGAAUUUGUUCACCUUGUCAGAAAGGCUGAGAUAAUACUGGACUGUGAAGCCAAAGAUUUACUCAAGGCUAAAGGGAGACCGUUCAAGAAAAGUGGAAAGUCCAAGGGCAAUGCUAAAUCAAAGCAGGACAAGUCCACAUCAAGCUGUCUUUAUUGUGAUGGAAUAGGCCAUUACAAAAGAGAGUGUCCAAAGCUAAAGGAAGAUCAGAAGAACGGAACAGUCGUUCCAUCUUCAGGGACUAAGAAGAAGUAGAAAGUUAAGCAAGGGUGAAGUCGACCUACGAGUGGGAAAUGGAGCACGGAUUGCUGCAUUAGCUGUAGGAACUUAUUAUUUGUCGUUGCCCUCUGGGCUAGUUUUGGAACUGGAAGAGUGUUUCCAUGUUCCAAGUCUUACUAAAAACAUCAUUUCUGUUUCUUGCUUAGAUCCUAAGGGAGGGAUUUUCCUUUUUAAUAAAAGACAAUAGUUGUUCGUUUUAUUUUAAAGAGAUGUUUUAUGGAUCUGCUAGAUUAGUCAAUGGACUUUAUUUAUUAGAUCACGACAAACAAGUUUAUAACAUAAAUACCAAAAAGGCCAAAAGGAUGAUUCAGAUCUCACCUAUCUGUGGCAUUGUCGAUUAGGCCAUAUUA